AUGGAGAAGAGGCUUCGAUCAUCUCUACGAUCUUCAGCCGAGGAAUUUCUAGCGGCCGCUGCCUCUGAAUCGGAAUCGAAGCAAGUCAAAUCGGCCCUCAAAGCUUUGAUCUGCAGUAUCACCCCUUCCUCCGAUCUCUGUACUUCCCUCCCUGCGGCCCUCCACCUCGCCCUCUCCAGGAGCCUCGAUUGCUUCAGGAACUCCCUCCAAUCGCAGGCCAGAGACGAUGGAGACCGCUCCUCGCGUUCGCCGCCAGUCAAGCGGGUACGCCGGUGGGAGGAGAGUUCGCCUUCCCCGAGCAAUGAUGGUGCGGAGGAACUGCCUGUUAGCCAGGCCGAGACACUAGCUCGACUGAGGGACAUUCGGAGGUAUGCUUGCAUCGCUCAUAUUUGCGUUUCACAUCCGAGGAAGAGCUUUAGUCCACCCGAUUUCCUGCCUUGCGUACGGUCUCUGCACGACUGCCUCAUCCUCUUUGAGACGGACGACGAGCUCCUGUUGGAGGUUGCGAGCCUGUGCGAGAAGUGGUGGAAAGAGAAGCUCCCGGAGAGGGAAGCUUUGAUUUCUCAGUCCCUGCCAUUUCUGCUUUCGAGGUCCCUGACAAUGAACAAGAAGACGUAUGUACACCGGGUUUACGCAAUGAGAGAUGCCUUUCUGUUGUUUGAUUUCCACGAUGAAAGCAUCGAGGACCUGAAGUUGCUCCUCCUUCGGUGUGUGAUCACGCCUCUGUACCUUAAAACUGACGAGGGUAGGCGAUUUAUUGCCUUUAUGCUGACAUUGAAUGGCAAGCUAUUGAAAGAGGCUCUUGCGUUGAUCAAGUCCCAGAUUCCAUUCGGAAGAAAAACAGUUCUGGAGGCAUAUGCUGAUAUUUUGUUUAGGUUUUGGAAGCAUUCAGAAGACUCUUUCCGAACGGAAACUGAGGACGGGUUCCUUCAAUCGCUUAUUGAGGGAGCAAUCUAUGCAAGCUCAAGGUCGCUUGCAAACUCCAUUCGAAGAAUAUUGAGAGGGUUCAUUGACAACAGGGCAACGGAUGGCGUAGAUAAGCUGCUGUUUAGACUUGCUGAGCCAGUUUUAUUCCGGUCCCUGCAGGUAAUUCAUUGUCCAAUCUGACCAGAGGCUCGUGUAAUUUGAAGUUGUAUCAUAGUUUGCCAAGAAGUAAUGUCUCCUCUUUUAAGUUGACCGAGCAGUGAUCUCGUCUUUUAAAUCAAGUAAUAUAGUGUCAGUUCAUACUGUGUUUACAGAAGUCAUGCAUUUAUUCUACGUAAAUAUCGCACUAUGAAGAGUAUUCAACUAAAAUCAAUCAUAUUUAGGCCAGCGCUUGCAAAAUUGGAGGUUUCUAGUGAACACCUACCUUCACGCGCAAGUUUAAAAUGACAGUAAAUAAAUGGAUAAAAUAUUGUUGUUUGUCAGGUAACAGUAUUUUAUGCUGUAAUACCUUUUUUCUAGUUUUAUGGAGAGAAAAGCAUUAUAAUUUCCGACCGGAUUACCACAUUAAGAAGGAAAAAGCAGAUUACCACAUUAAUGUUUGUCAGAUAAACUUAUCAUGAUUCCUAUCCCUUCAAACUGACAAUCUUUAAUCUGGUUAGAAGGCCAUCAUGAAAAUAUAUUAUCAAAACAUAUUUUAGUUGUUUUUGGGUGUAGUGAUCCAUCUAAUUGCUUCUCUCCAAACGUCUACCCUUUGAUGAACUAUGGCAUUGAAGAAUUAUGCCAAAAUUGUGCAUUGGAAAUGAUAAUGUGCAUCCCUACAUCCACCAGUUCAACCUUAUGCACAAUUUUUCAUUUUAUUUAUUUAUUCAACUAUUUUGGAUGGCAAAAGAGUCUAAUUAUGAAGAGGGAUCCUUAAGUUGCCUGCACCAUUCUCUCCCCACUAUGAGCUAUUGAAUCGGAGGCUUGCUUCUGAAUGUCAGUUCCUUUAGCUGAACAUCACUCCAUAUAAUCCGUUUCUCUGACAACUUCAGAGAAACGGAUUAUAUAAUUUUAUGAUUUACUGAUGGUUGUAAGUUUUUACUACGACUUUCGUGUACUGAUUAGUAGUUAACUGUUUCUAUUUACUGACGGUAAGCUUUUAGAACUACUCCAUUUCCGAGUAUGCAUCCUGUAACAACUCUCCCGCAACCUGAAGAAUGAAAGCUUUACUAUGCAGUGGUCCAUGAACACUAUUAUCAUAUUAAUAAUGAGUACCGAACAUCGAUUUAAUUGUUUCAGGUUGCAAAUUCAAAUGUCCGUCAGAAUGCACUGCACUUGCUUAUCGAUAUGUUCCCCCUUGAAAACCCUGAUGUUACCAGGGAGGCUAAGAACGAAUUGCUCGAGAAGCAGUUUUUUUUAUUGGAAAGGUUGCUAGCAGACGAUUCACCAGAUAUUCGAUCUGUCGCAGUGGAAGGCUGUUGUCGUGUGCUUUAUCUGUUUUGGGAAGUUAUUCCAUCUUCCACAAUAACCAAGAUGCUAACAAAGAUCAUCGAUGAUAUUUCACAUGAUGCAUCCAAUGAUGUUAAACUAUCAACCUUGAAAGGCAUCGCAUAUUUACUCGGAAACCCACAAGCUUCUGAAGUUCUUAAAGUUCUACUUCCAAGACUUGGAUUCAUGUUUCUGGAUCCCUUUCUUUCUGUUCGCAUGCACGUUUGUGAUCUCCUUCUGGCAGCUAAAACUAUUCGGAGUUUCCAGUUCAAUAAGGUAUGCACGUAUUACUAUUUCUUGUUUCCAUUUUUGGAAUGCAUUUUCUUCUCUGACCCACCCACAAUUUGUUUGUCCCAGGUAGUGGAUCUUGAUAUUUUGUUAUCUUCAUUGGCCAAUGAUCAUCCCAUUGUUGCCCAGAAAAUAGUAUCGCUGCUAAUGCCCUCUUAUUUUCCGUCAAAAGUAACGACGAAGGAAGCCUGCAAUCGUUUCAUUGCUCUGGUAAAAAGGUCUCCUGCUGCCGGGGCGAGAUUCUGCGAGUUCGCCCGGCUGGAGGGCUCAUCUUCAAAGUCCCUCAUAGAACUCGUCAAAGCAUGCUUCAACCUGGCCACUUCUUCCUCCGAGGAUCUGACUCCUGGUCAGAUUGACGGCCUGUUCACGGCGUCUUCCAACCUUUGCCGCGAUUUGUCAAGCGACGCAGCCUGUAAGGCGACCCUCUGCAAGUUUUUCUCGAAGGAAACGUUGAAGUCUCUGCUAUCCACCAUUUCAUCCGUCCGAGCUCAGAAUUCCAUCUUAAGUAUUGCGUCCUUCGUUUACCCUGACGGCCUCGUUGACUUUCAUGACAACUGCAUGCGGCUGAUCAAGAACUGUUCUUCCCUAACUGGGAAGGUGGAGAUGCAAGCUGAGAUACGGAGGGUUCAUAGGCUUAUGGUCUCUAAUGGUCGGUCUAAUGAUCUCUUUGGGGCUCUGGCAGACAUCCUUCGAAUGGCCGCUUCCAGGAUCUCUGAAAAGCUGGAGCUGCCGUCGGGGAGGAAGAAGAAGAAGAAGAAGAUAGAAAAAACGAGGAAAAAGACGACCUCGAAGAACUCGGAUCUUCCUCUCUUGGCUGGUUCUGAAGACUGCGCCGUCGCUGCGGCAGCAGCUUGGCAAGUGAAGGAUCUCCUCGCAGAGACUGAGACUCGGACGGCCAUGUUGACUUCUCCAUUCUUGGAAUCGGUUUCCUCGUCGCUGGGCACGAUUUCUCGGGUCUUUAUAGAAAAGUCAGCGAGCUGGGAGCAAGUGGAUUUGUUGCCUGUUCUCGCCUACACCACUCUUUCCUUGUACAGGUCUCUUCAGGACGUUGACUUGACUAAAGUGGUAGAUCCUCCUACCGACAGCUCUGGCGAGCCGCGUUCUUCUGGUUCAUUGCGGGAGGUGAGAUUCCAUGGCCUUUUGACUUCUCUUUCAAACAGUGAACACAUCCGCUUAGCUUUUCCUGUGGUCGGAUGCUAUCUUUAGUAAGCUUGCUCUCCUUACAAGAACUGUUUUCCAAAUUUAGAGGCGGAAAUGUAUCUACUGCGUUGAAUUAUCGGGCGCAAUGCUUCUUGUUCCUGAUGAAUUCUCUUUUUUCAAUUCAAUUAAAUUCUGCAUUGAAAUAAUGUUGUAUCGAUUGGCUCCAGGGUUUGACUUUGGAGGAGACGCUGGAGGGCCUGCUGGAUUCUGCGGAGACACUCUUCCAUGGAGCCGAUUCGAAUCGGAAAGGGGCCGAGGGGUCAGCCCCGUUGACCAGGUCCCGGAGGAGACAAACUCUGAACGCUUCCUCCACCCCAACAGUUCCAGGUAAAUAAACGCGCCCCUUCCCAUCUCGCUCUCUCUCUCUCUCUCUCUCUCUCUCUCUAAAAAUCUAAUUUUUUUUUCAUCUCUAAUAUCUUAGGCACCGAUCCAGAAGACAACCCCCCCGGAGAGGUGGAGGAGAAGACGAUCUCCGGCGUGGUGCGCGUCUCCACCGCGCUCCUCAAGUUCAUAGCCGACGCCGCCACCCUCCGCCUGAUCCCCCCCUCCCAUCCCCGCUGGCCGCUCUUCGCCUCCACCUUCCUCCGCCACCUCACCUCCACCUCCCACAAUGCCGCCGCCCUCUUCCCCUUCGCCAAGAGCUCCUUCACCUACGCCGCCAAGCUCCUCCAUGUCCUCCUCUCCGCCGCCGCCGCCGACCAGCCCCUCCAUCAGGUACCACUCCUCCCUUACUCUUCCUCCCUCGCCCACGACCUCCUCGACCUCGCCGCUGCCGCCUCCCUCCGCCUCUCCACGGCGCGUCCAUGGCUCCCCGACCUCCUCCUCGCCCUCGCCUCCCCCCGACUCGCCGCCGACUCGCCGCCACCGACUCAGCCCACCCAUCUCCCGCUCUGGCUCCGAUCCCUCGGCGCGGCGGAGCUCCGCCAGUUCGCCGGCGAUGGCGACGGUGGCGGAGGCGCUCCUCCGGCGAUCGUGGGGCUCCUCCGAGCGGCGGCGGCCCUGCUGAGGAAGGGGAACCCGAAGGUGCUGGCUGCCGUUGGGGCGGUGCUGGUGGAGGCUAUGGAGGUGGGAUUGCGGGCGGGGGACUUCGACUUGGUUCUCGGCCUCGUGAGAUUCUUGAGUUUGGAGGUUGCGGAGGCGGAGGGGGCCCCACCGUGCGGGUUUUUGAACGAGGCCCACAAGUUGGUGGGCCAGGCUCUGGCUGACGCGGAGGAAGGGGAAGAGCAGGGGAGGCGGAGGCUGGAGGCUGCUGAGGAGCUCCUCAGGUCUCUCUGCGGGGGCGUCCCGUCUCACUUUCCUGUUUAG
Spirodela intermedia is the source of this 5184-nucleotide messenger RNA. Lineage: Eukaryota; Viridiplantae; Streptophyta; Magnoliopsida; Alismatales; Araceae. The record is from the annotation of a GenBank genome assembly.